Messenger RNA from Pterocles gutturalis (yellow-throated sandgrouse), 594 nucleotides. It is a transcript of the gene MITD1, whose product is annotated as MIT, microtubule interacting and transport, domain containing 1. The transcript is spliced from 6 exons. Bases 49 to 594 code for a protein of 181 amino acids. Gene Ontology annotation, cellular component: midbody. Lineage: Eukaryota; Metazoa; Chordata; Aves; Pterocliformes; Pteroclidae. Gene Ontology annotation, biological process: midbody abscission. The record is from RefSeq and is a predicted model, not a curated record.
AAGGAUGAGGCAAAAAAGCACCGUUACCGGGAGAAAAUAUCCGAGUACAUGACCAGAGCUGAAGACAUUAAAAAACACAUUGAAAAAGAGAAACAAGAUGGCAAAUACCAUAAGCAAAUCAGGAUAGAGGAAAAUGCAACAGGUUUUAGCUAUGAAAAGCUUUUCCAAGAGUACCUCACUGAGAUUGUUUCUGAAGUUUGGGUGGAGGACCCAUAUAUUAGGCAGGUUUAUCAGUUGUAUAACUUCCUACGAUUCUGCGAGAUGUUAGUUAAGGGGCCGUGCAAAGUGAAAACAAUCCACCUCCUCACUUCCUAUGAUGAAGGCAGUGGGAGGAGUCAGCAGAUGAGUGGGUUGGAGGAAAUACAACAAUCAUUGAGGAAUUAUGGAGUAACGCUGGAUGUUGCAUUUUCGUCUUCAAUACACGAUCGAGAAAUUAGAUUCAACAAUGGAUGGAUGAUUAAGAUUGGAAGGGGUCUUGAUUAUUUUAAGAAACCACAGGGUCGUUUCAGCAUUGGAUACUGUGACUUUGACUUGCGACCUUGUCAUGAAACAACAGUGGACGUCUUUCAUACUAAGCAUACAAAGAAAAUGUGA